UAUUAUUAAAUUCGUACACAAAAGACUGUCAAUUGGACUUUGUUCAACAGUUUAAGUAAAACCGUAUUAUUGUGCAGCUAAAACCAAAGAAUAAAGAUGUCAUACCUAAACUUUGACCAUUUAAUUGUACAAAAGGAAGGCAAAAUUCUUGUCAUUAAAUUUUAUAAUCCUGCAAAGAAGAACUGCUUAAACCGAUUUGCCUACCAGGAAUUAACUCGUGCUUUAACCGAAGUAAAUAAUGAUGAGGAGAUAACGAUUGUUGUGAUUACCGGAGUGGGUGAAUAUUUCACUGCUGGAAAUGAAUUAUCAUUGGCCAGCCAAGUACCGGACUUUGGUGCACUCUUGAAGGAAAGCAACGAUAUCUUUAAAAGUAUGAUCAGUAGUUUUAUAAACUGCACAAAGCUGAUAUUUACGCUAGUCAAUGGACCGUCAAUUGGCAUUGGCACCACGAUUGUGGGACUCUCCGAUGUGGCGUGGUGUGCGGAAGAAGCCCAUUUCCUGACACCCUUCAGUAAACUUGGACUGGUGCCUGAGGCAUGCUCCAGUUACACGUUUCCAUUAAUUAUGGGCCGGUCAAAGGCCACCGAAAUGUUGCUGCUAAACGAGAAACUAUCAGCACAAGAAGCAUAUCACUUUAAUUUUGUUUCGCGCGUCUUUAAACUUAGUGAACUGGAUUCUGUGGUGUGGCCAAAGAUUCGUGAAUAUGCUGAACUUCCUCCUCAUUCCAUAAAAGAAAGCAAGCGGCUCAUUAAUGUGUCUUUGCGCGAAAAUCUGAUACGUGCUAAUGAUGAGGAGUGCGCGGAGCUCCUCAACCGUAUGUAUGAUGAUGAAUUUGUGCAGGCAAUGGUUAAGUUUUUAAAUCGCAAGUCCAAGCUUUAAAAUGGGCACAAUGUAUUAAAUUGUAUAUUUCUUUUUUAUAAUAAAGUUUAUUUUGCAUCACAAAA
Drosophila innubila is the source of this 944-nucleotide messenger RNA. RefSeq names its product enoyl-CoA delta isomerase 2, mitochondrial (gene Dci). Bases 97 to 879 code for a protein of 260 amino acids. The transcript has 2 exons. The record is from RefSeq and is a predicted model, not a curated record. Lineage: Eukaryota; Metazoa; Arthropoda; Insecta; Diptera; Drosophilidae.